This is a messenger RNA of Salvelinus fontinalis (brook trout), 7788 nucleotides long. Its product is annotated as serine/threonine-protein phosphatase 2A regulatory subunit B'' subunit alpha-like. Gene Ontology annotation, biological process: protein dephosphorylation. The coding region runs from base 1188 to 5549 and encodes 1453 amino acids. Lineage: Eukaryota; Metazoa; Chordata; Actinopteri; Salmoniformes; Salmonidae. The record is from RefSeq and is a predicted model, not a curated record. Gene Ontology annotation, molecular function: calcium ion binding; protein phosphatase regulator activity. The transcript has 16 exons. Gene Ontology annotation, cellular component: protein phosphatase type 2A complex.
CACACACACACACACACACCAAGUAGCUCGAGCCCCAGUGGAGACGCUGCUGACGCUGUGCUCGCUCCACCGACAACACCGAGUCACGUUCUGUUCUUCUCUCGCUCCACCAACAACACCGAGUCACGUUCUGUUCUUCUCUCGCUCCACCGACAACACCAAGUCACGGUCUGUUCUUCUCUGGCAGAACCGGAGAGCGAAAGCCCUUUAGGAUUCUAUCUCUCGCCUGUGAUAUUUGGAGCUGAACGACCGGUCGUGACGGAGGACGCGAGGAGAAAUACAAAAAAAUAGCGAAAGGGAGAAAAGAAAAGAGGCCCUUUCUCAACACAGACCUGGGGGGUUCAUCCUGCGCUCGUAAUCAGGGAUUCAGACCUUGGACACCAGGUGGUGCCCUCCCAUCAGAAACACUCUGAGAGCAGCCUGACAGCGCAGGACGGAAGGAGGGAGCGAGAGAGAGAGAGAGAGACGACCAUCUGUGAAUCACAUUAAGGCAGCUGUGGUUAGAGUGGACUGCAUUUAUUUUACGAACGAGAGGCAGAGAGGGGGACAGAAGUGGAGAGAAGGAGAAGGGGAUAGAAGUGGAGAGAAGGAGAGGGGGACAGAAGUGGAGAGGCAGAGAGGGGGUCAGAAGUGGAGAGAAGGAGAGGGGGAUAGAAGAGAGAAGAGGAGAGAGAAGGACAAAAGGAGAGGGGGCCUGGGUGAGUUUCCAAGCCCAGGACGGUGAACCCUGAUCAGGGGGACUUUCAGGCGACAGUGGGGUUAGACCAGGCCCCUGGAGUUCCUUUGGACCUCUGAGAAGACCGUGUUUAGGCACAGGUGAAAAUCAAGUGAAUCCUGACUCUAAUGGAUUCUGUGAUUACAGCAUGGACUGACCUUUUCUUCUCAUCUGAAGGAAUAUUUUAGUUUUUUAUGUGGACUUUUUUCUGUGUGGAAAUGUGUCUAUUUUUUCUGCAUGAAUUUGGAGUUUCAGAUCUUUCUGGUGUGGAUUUUAAGGAGGCUGUUUAGUUGACCCUGUGGAUCUGAAACUGCCCCACUCAUCCGAAGAGAUUUAAACAAUAACUAUUUUGGCCUUGGAUUUUUUUCACAUGUUGUGUUUUUUUCCAAUAUGUUUUUUUUCGUGCAGUAAUUGAGACUGCUUUGUAACCUUGGUAACCAAGCGGUAACCAGGCGUCAACUGAGCGGUAACCAUGGCAGCAGCCUAUCGCGUGGUAGUGAGCAGUGUUAGUUGCUACAGCAGCGUGGUGGUGGACCGUCGGGCUCAGAGUCACGCGGUGCACUACUGCUCCGGGUCAUGUGGGGCGCUGUCCCAGGGACUGGACUGUACUGUUGCCCAUCGCAGCACCUGCUCCGAGCUGCUGACCGCCCUCUCAGACACACACGCUCACACACACCCCGACCCCUCACACACAUUCACACACAACCUGACCCGAAACGCUAACUCUCCUCACCAAAUCCCCAACGGCUCUAAACUUAGUAUGACCAGCUGUAAUGGGCGCAGUGGUGUCCCUAAUGAUCCUAGCAGUGUGUAUGGUGUGGUGGGUGAGGACAGUCCUCCAUGGCGAGGUAAGAAGGCCAACAGUACCACCACUACUACCAGUCCUGACCGGCCUCUCCAGAGCUCUGCCAGUCUGAAGGACAUCACAGGAGAAGCCAUCAACCUGGCCAGUGGCAAACUCAAAGAGUUCUCCUUCGAGAAGCUCCGCCUUUCCACCAGUCACGUGACCUUAAGGAAAGGUCGCAAGGUCAGGCCGGACUCCUACAGCCGUCGGUCCACGGACCUCGACAUCGUCUACGGACACUUCACCGGGAACGUCGGAGGAACCGGGAAUGGGACUAUUACCGGAAACGGAAACGCCAAUGAUGAGAACCUGCCACCUUUCAGCGACACCACCAAGGUGCUCAAAGGCCAAUCGCCUGCUAGCAUCAACGCCGGGGGCGGGUCUCUAUCCACAACCAUUCUAUCCAGUGUCUCCAGGGCCGGGUCCACCAGUAGCCUAUCUAGCGCCUGCUCCGGUUCCUUGGAGGCGGGGCUAAACACAGUGGCGUCUCUCUACCUCAGCUCAUUAGCCGACGAGUCCCUCAUCGCCCGGUUACUGGAGAAGACCCGUGCAGGGGAGGAGGGAGGAGUGGGAGGAGCAGGGGGGGAAGACAUACGGGCCUGUCUGGACAUUCUGGUCAAGUGUUCAGAGGACUUGAAGAAAUGUACUGACAUCAUCAAGCAGUGUAUCAGUCGGAAGAGUCCCGGGGGAGGGGAAGAUGGGGGAGCCAGUCCAGAGAGCAUCUACAGAGCUGUGAUGACCAGACUGAGCUCCUAUCUGAGGAAACUGCCUCUAGAGCUGGAGGGGGCUGGGUUAGGGUUAGGGUCAGGGGCAGGAGGUCAAGGGUCAGGGAUUGGAGGUCAUAGCGAGUUGGCCGAGCUGGUUAGUAGUCUUCAUAUGCUGCAGCAAGCUGCUGUCCCCUUCUCACCUAUAUUUGGGAAUGAUCAACCGCCACGGUAUGAGGACGUUGUUCAGAGCCCUCCCUUACCCAAGAGCAGGGAUCUACUGCCACCCUCAUCACUCGCUCCAGACUCUUCUCUCCCUUUGUCCACUACGCCUGAGACAGCAGGGAGACAUAAGGUUCAGACCAACGGGCUGCAGCACACGCACACUCUGUCACACACACACUCUCCCUCACCGCAUACACACACGCUGUCCGUUUCUACCCCUCCAUCCCAGGCACACACACCUUCAUCACAAACACACACUCCGUCAGCGCGCACACACACUCCGUCCAUCUCCCCCAUGGAGGCUCUCUUUAUUGAGGAGGAUGCAGACCUGGGAAGGGGGCUGAACAGGGCUUCCAGACACACACACUCACACACACCGACCAGAAGCCUCACACACACUCACAGUCGGAACGGGACAGCUUUUAGUCCACACACACCCCCCAGCUCCGCGCACACACACCUCAGCCCCAAUCUGUCACACGUACACGUUACACACACACUCCAGUCUGCCGGUGAAGACCUCACCCGCCACCCAACCUCCGGACACACCCCUCCUGUCACUCAUAGAGACGACGACAUCGACACACUUCUGAUGGACUUGGAGUGUCUGUCGCAGAGCAUGGGUCGGGAGAGAGACAGAGUCAGAGAGGGAGAGAGAGAGACGGAGCCCCCUCUCCCCCCUAAGACCAGCCAGAGGGGGACAGGACAGGGGAACUCCUCCCCACAAACCCAACCCUCUCUCCAGACACAAACCCAAUUCAACCCCCAGGCUCAAAGGCCUGUUCCUGUUAGCCACCUAACCGCUAACGCCCAGGCCACUAGGUCGACCCCCAGCUCACCUGCUCCUCUCCCCCAGGCAGAGGGCAGCGUGGUGGGGCUGGGAGAUGAGGAGGACGGGGCCCUGCUGCUGAGGAUCCUUGAGAGCAUUGAGAGCUUUGCCCAGGAGCUGGUGGACUCUGGGGGUAGUCCUGGGAACACUGGGAAGACUGGGGCUCAGAGCAAAGAGAAGGAGGUGAUGAGACUCCUACAGGACACUCUGGCUACUGCAGCCAAGACUGACACUAUUACUCAGGCCAAACUACCUGGAUCUCCACCAGCUGGGCAAGAUGGACCGGUAUCCACGCCUGUACAUGUGUCUGCCUCCACUCCAGCACCUGCUCCCAGACUUACAGAUGGACCUGUUCCUACGGCUCUACCUGUCUCUACAGCUCCCACACCUGUCCCUGCCCAUAUCCCCACAACCCUAGCAGAGUCUGUCGCUACAGACCAAGCUACACCUUCUGCCCUACCCACACCUGUUCCACCACCUACAGUCGUACCCACACCUUCAGAAGCGGCUACAGUUGGACUGUUAGAGGCCGCUAGACGUGAACAUCCACCUGUAGCUGACCUGACAGCUGUACUUACCACCAAGGCCACCCCUCCACCGGCUGUAACCCCUGUCCCGCCCCCUACACCCACACCUGGAGAGGCACCUGUUCCAACCAUCGCUGCUCCUCCUGUUGCCGUGAGACACCCGGUUGCCCCUAGCGAUGUGGUUGCCCUGAGAGACAUCGGCUCGACGCUGCUCAUCCAGCAGACGCCCGAGGUGAUCAGAGUCCAGUCCAACAAGCAAGAUAAGAAACCUGGCACCCCUCCUCCAGCCCCUCUCUCCCCCACCCCCUCCGUUCCUCCUCCUCACCGCUCCCCCUCUCCUCCCCCCACUCCAGUCGUCCUCACCCCUCCUCCUCCCCCUCCUCCCCCUGCCCUCAACAUUCCCCGCUUCUACUACCCUCGAGGGUUACCUGGGGCAACAAAAGUUAACCACGACGCGGCCAUCACUGCCAUAGAAAAAGCCUUCACAGAGUUUGAGGAGGAGAAGGCUGAUAUUUACGAGAUGGGCAAGAUCGCUAAGGCAUGCGGCUGUCCUCUGUACUGGAAGGCAGCCAUGUUUAACGGAGCGGGAGGAGAGAGGACCGGCUUCGUCUCUGUUCACUCCUUCAUUGCUACCUGGAGAAAGUUGUUACAUAGUUGCUAUGACGAUUCGUCUAAGUUUAUCUACCUCCUAGCGAAGCCUGGCUGUACCUACCUGGACCAGGAGGACUUCAUACCUUUAUUACAGGACAUAGUGGACACUCACCCAGGACUGACGUUCUUGAAGGAUGCCCCAGAAUUCCAUUCCCGUUACAUCACCACCGUGAUUCAGCGGAUAUUCUAUGUGGUCAACCGCUCAUGGACGGGUCGCAUCACCAUGACGGAACUACGCAGGAGCAACUUCCUGCAGACCCUGGCCCUGUUGGAAGAGGAGGAUGAUAUAAACCAGAUAACAGAUUAUUUCUCUUAUGAGCAUUUCUAUGUGAUUUACUGUAAGUUCUGGGAGUUGGACACGGACCACGACCUUUACAUUGACCCUAAGGACCUGGCUCGUUACAACGACCACGCAUCCUCAAGCAGAAUCAUUGAGAGGUUGUUCUCAGGAGCCGUUACACGGGGUAGCUCAGUGCAGAGAGAAGGGAAGAUGAGUUAUGCAGAGUUCAGCUGGUUCCUCAUCUCAGAGGAAGACAAGAAAAACCCUACAAGUAUAGAGUACUGGUUCAGGUGUAUGGACACAGAUGGGGACGGUGUGUUGUCUAUGUUUGAGUUGGAGUACUUCUAUGAGGAGCAGUGUAGUAGGAUGGAGGGGAUGGGCAUUGAACCCCUACCCUUCACAGACCUGCUCUGUCAGAUGCUAGACCUUGUCAAACCUGAAAGCCAAGGUAAGAUAACCCUGUCUGAUCUGAAGAGGUGUAGGAUGGCUCAUAUAUUCUUCGACACGUUCUUCAACCUGGAGAAAUACCUGGACCACGAGCAGAGAGACCCCUUCGCUUUGCAGAAGGACAUAGACAACGAGUGUCCAGAGCCUUCAGACUGGGAUAAAUACGCUUCAGAGGAAUAUGAGAUCCUGGUGGCAGAAGAGACAGCUAAUGAACAGCUGCAGGAGGGGACAUUUGAUGAUGACUAUGAAGAGGCUGAGCUUCCUGUUCAAGGAGAGAUGGUUGGGAAUAAGAUGGAUAAGCUGCUCAUAUCAGAUCUGUCAGCAUGAAAUUCCCAAAGCCUGGAAUACCUCUCCCUUCUCCUUGGAUAUACCGGAGACAGGGGAAAGAGGAAGAGGGAUGGACGGGGAGAAAUGAAGAAAAAGCUAAAGUGAUGGAGGACUCCAAACUCUCUCACCUUCUCCUUUCAUACACAGACAGGGACAGAGGAGAUGGUGAAAGAUGGAGAGAAGACAGAGGGAUGGACUGAAAAAGAGAGAGGAUGGACAGAACGAGAGAGCACUCUGGCAGCUGUCCUCUCAGCCCUCUGUAGGAGAAAAAACGUGUUUUCCACUCUUUUAUCUUCAUUGGAGUUUGUGUGUGUUGUGUAUGCAUGUGUGUGUGUGUAUGUGUGUGUGUUUGUGUCAUCCCAAAGACUGUGUUUGGUGCAAUAAUGUGUCUUAACAUGUUUAACAUGUAGAAGUAAGAAAGCACAAAUCCUGAUAUGGAGAUACUUCCUGUAUUAUGUGUAUAAUAACUGCCAUAUAGAGAUUUUUCACUGACAAUCAACUACGAGACAAUCAACUAAUCAAUCAAGUUGUUUUCAAAUGUGUCAAUAAACACACACACACACACACACACACACACACACACACACACACACACACACACACACACACACACACACACACACACACACACACACACACACACACACACACACACACACACACACACACACACACACGAACACACACACACACACAGUACAUACUCACAGCUCUGUGCAAAACACCGCCAUCUUGUGGUCACUAGUUAUACUGCUGGCUGCUCUUACAGACUAGUGACGUUUGGAAAAGGGAGUUGUUAGUCCGUUUAUAAACCUCAUUUUCAGUGUUCUAUUUCAGAAUGUUACUGUUUGAAUAGUUUGAUAAGGCAGGCCAUUGUGUGUUUGAUUCAUUUAGAAUUAGUCAAAUGUUUCAUUCUGUUUGAGAUAAAACGCAUGUCCUGUAUAUUCCGCCCAUAUACUUUUCAAAGAGUUCUCUCAUGGCAGAGGCUGCGUCAGAAAUGGCAGUCUAUUCCUUAUAUAGUGCACUAUAACUUCUAGGGAGUAAAGUGUCAUUCUAGAUUUGACCAGAAUCAACCACAGCGUACAUAGACUGAGCUGUAACAAACUAACUAUGAACUAACUAUCUCUCUGGUAGAGAUGUUGCUGUAUAAACCAAAACAUAUGCAGAAGUGACACACACACUUGCUAGCCACAAGGCGCCCUGUCGACACGUGGAACAGAACAGUAAAGCUAACAGGCGUUGUCAUGUGUCACCAAAGGGGAUGUUCAAAUAGCAUGAUGUUACAGAUGAAAACAGUGGGCCUAACUGCCAUCCAGUCAUUAUCCUUUUCAGCAUCAAUUAUUCUUGAGUUUGUCACUGGUGAAUGUUGGUGGUGUUUUAAAGCUGUGGUCGUGCGUGCGUGUGUGUGUAUUUGUGGGUGUGUGUGUGUGUUUCUUUAAUAGCAACAAUCUGUCGCUAUAUAUCCAUUGUAAAUGUGUAUUUAACUCUACAUAGUCUAGCCAUUGUGUAAAGAUUAUGCAACUGAUGCUUUGUGUUGCUGUGUCAUUCUGUGGCUCGACGGGGUUCGGUUAUGUGGCGUGUGACCCAAAUGCACAGGGAUGAUUGGUCGGAGGUCAUAGAAGGUCACGCCCACCAGACAAUCGACUGUCAAUCAAUUUGUCAAUCACCUAUAAAUCAGUUUGAUAAUCUGAUUGGGUAAUAAGGAGCAUCUUGUUGUGACUGGAUUGGGCACACUGGUAGCUCCUCCCUUUAGAGAGACUCAUGCUGCUGUAGAGUAACACACACACACACACACACACACACACACACACACACACACACACACACACACACACACACACACACACACACACACACACACGUAUAUAAGACGCUGCUAUGUCUGACUCUAUGCAAACAAUCUGCUUUUUUGCUCACUGCCCUGGGAACACACACACAUCUGCUCUGUACUAGGUGCACGGGGCAGGGUGAGAAGCCAUGAUGGAACUGCCUCUGACCGGAGACACUUCUGCCACAACGAGGACUUUUACUUUGAAAUGUAUGUCUGUUUUAAACAACUUUUACUUAGAUGUUUUUUCUUCUGUUAUUUGAUGUUUUACUUCCUGGUUGAUGAGGCUUCAGUAGAUGUUCUUGUGUUCGCAUGGCUUCCUUCUUUCUAUCUCUCCUUGUUUCUUUCCUUUGUUUUCUUCUGAAACUGAAUUCAAAUAAAGACGAUUUAAGGUUGGAGAGAAAAAAUGAA